Messenger RNA from Helianthus annuus (common sunflower), 3438 nucleotides. RefSeq names its product probably inactive leucine-rich repeat receptor-like protein kinase At3g28040. Gene Ontology annotation, molecular function: protein binding; ATP binding; protein kinase activity. Bases 320 to 3343 code for a protein of 1007 amino acids. Gene Ontology annotation, biological process: protein phosphorylation. The record is from RefSeq and is a predicted model, not a curated record. Lineage: Eukaryota; Viridiplantae; Streptophyta; Magnoliopsida; Asterales; Asteraceae. The transcript has 2 exons.
GGGGGGUGGGGUACAGAUUUUAAAACACCGUCGUUUUAUUAGGCAUUAGGGCUCACGACAGUGAGAAACAGUCAUCCAAGGAACCCGUGAUCACAGACUGGAUCUUCUGCUACUAGCAUAUUCUAAUUAUUGCAUCUUUUUCCGUGCUUGUUGUCUCCAAAUACAAUUCUUACAGAUUAUUUUAUGCUGUCGUGUUACUAACAACUAACCUAAGUUUACAUAUUUUGUCGUUAUUACUUGUCCACAGUAAACCAAAAAACAUCCACCAAUUCAAACAUUUUUCAUUGUCACAUUCAUAGUUUCUUGAGAGAAGUUGAGAAUGAUGGGUGUUCUUCGUCUUUGUAUCUUUGCAUUCAUGUCUCUUGCUUCUUUCGCCGUUAAUGCAGAUGAAUCUUUAACCCUGAAUGAUGAUAUUCUGGGCCUGAUAGUCUUCAAAGCAUCUGUUUCUGACCCUUCAUCACAACUAUCCUCAUGGAAUCAAGAUGAUGACACCCCAUGUUCGUGGAAGUUCAUAACAUGCAAUCUGGUAACCCGCAGGGUCACCAGAAUCUCACUCGAAGGGAUAAAUCUUUCUGGGAAGAUCGGUAGAGGGCUCGAGAAGUUGCAAAGUCUCAAGGUACUAUCACUAGCCAAUAACAACUUCACAGGAUUCAUCAACCCUGAGCUAUCACUUCUUACCAAUCUUGAACAGCUUAAUCUUAGUCAAAAUAGCUUUUCUGGUCGAAUUCCGGGUUCUUUAAUGAACCCGGGAUCCAUUAAAUUUCUUGAUUUAUCAAGAAACUUAUUAUCAGGACCGGUUCCUGAAGAACUCUUCAGGAACUGUUUACUUCUUAGAUCACUUUCCUUAUCAGGAAAUAACCUUGAAGGUCCAAUUCCUAGCUCACUUUCCAAUUGCAAAACCCUAAACCAUCUUAAUCUUUCCAACAACCGUUUUUCGGGUAAUCCAGUGUUCGAAUCCGGUAUUUGGACAUUGAUCCGGAUCCGAACACUGGAUCUUUCUCACAAUUGGCUGUCCGGAGCCAUACCCAAUGGUGUGUUUGCUUUACAUGAUCUAAAACAACUUGCUUUAAAUGGGAACCAGUUUUCAGCAACGUUGCCUUCUGAUAUUGGUUUGUGCCCACAUUUAAAAACCCUAGAUUUAAGCAACAAUCUUUUCAUAGAAACAGUUCCUGAAUCUUUUCAUGCUCUUUCUUCACUAAGUUUUCUAAAUCUAGCCAAUAACAAGUUGACCGGUGAGUUCCCUCAGUGGAUAGGAAGCUUGACUAGCUUGGAAUAUUUGGACUUUUCUGGCAAUGGUUUGACCGGAAUCCUACCGGAAUCUAUUGGUGGAUUAACAUCUUUAACUUACCUAAGUCUUUCUGAUAAUAGUUUAAGUGGUACCAUUCCAUUGUCAUUAGAUUUGUCCACUAAACUAUCAGUGAUUUCAUUAAGUGGGAAUAAGUUCAAUGGUAGCAUUCCGGAUGGUUUAUUCGAUCUCGGGUUCGAACAAAUUGACUUUUCAAGGAACGAACUCACAGGUUCCAUCCCUCCAGGUUCGAGUAAACUUUUUGAGUCUCUUCAGUCACUAGAUCUAUCCGAAAACCACCUUACCGGGGAUAUCCCUGCUGAAAUUGGGCUGAACUCUAAGUUAAGAUACUUGAACUUAUCAUGGAAUAAUUUUCAAACAAGAAUGCCUCCAGAGUUUGGUUACUUUCAAAACCUAACGGUGUUAGAUCUCCGAAAUGGCGCGUUUCAAGGGUCCAUACCAAAGGAGCUUUGCGAUUCGGGUAGCCUCGGAAUCCUUCAGCUUGAUGGAAAUUCUUUCACAGGAUCAAUACCUGAUGAGAUUGGAAACUGUUCUUCCCUCUACUUGCUGAGCAUCUCGCACAACAAUUUGAGUGGCACCAUUCCAAGAUCAAUGUCACAACUAAAAAAACUGAAGAUCCUAAAGCUAGAAUACAACCAACUCUCCGGCGAGAUACCACCUGAGCUCGGUGAACUUGAAAACCUUCUGGCCGUAAACGUAUCAUACAACAGGCUCCAAGGAACACUUCCAUCUGGUGGCAUAUUCCAAAGCUUAGAACCAAGUUCCUUGGUGGGCAAUUUGGGUAUUUGCUCACCACUCCUGAAAGGACCAUGCAAGUUGAACGUACCAAAGCCUAUUGUUGUUAAUCCACUUCCACAUGAAAAUCAAAAUGGAAGACAUAGUGGAGAUGAUGAAAGUGAUGUACCUUCAAACAGCAUGCAACGACAUCAUUUUCUUAGCGUAUCCGCGGUUAUCGCCAUACUAGCAGCUGUGAUGAUCUCUAUUGGAGUUCUGGUAAUAAGCUUGCUCAACAUCUCGGCUAGGAGACGCCUCACGUUUGUUGAUAAUGCGCUUGAGAGUUGCUCGAGUUCAUCGCGAUCCGGAGCUAGUUUAUCCAUGGGGAAACUCGUUUGGUUUGAUUCAAAAACUAAUCCUAAUAUUUCUUGCAUGGAAAACCCUGAAUCUUUUUUGAGAAAGGAGAAUGAAAUCGGUAGCGGGGUGUUUGGGACGGUCUACAAAGCUUCGAUAGGUAAUGGAGAUCGCAAUGUUGUCACGAUCAAGAAUCUUGUUGUGUCGAAUAUGAUUCAGUAUCCUGAAGAUUUUGAUAGGGAGGUUCGGGUUUUAGGAAAAUUAAGACAUCCAAACCUUGUGUCACUAAAAGGGUACUACUGGACUCCAAAAUUACAGCUUUUAGUGACUGAUUAUGUACCAAAUGGUAGCUUACAAUCCAAACUCCAUGAAAGAUCACCUUCAAGUCCACCUCUUUCAUGGCUAAAUAGGUUCAAGAUUCUUCAAGGAACCGCAAAAGGACUUGCUCAUUUACACCAUUCCUUUUGUCCUCCAAUUGUUCACUACAACAUCAAACCGAACAACAUUCUUCUCGGCGAAAACUUGAACCCGAAGAUCUCAGAUUUUGGGUUGACACGAGUUCUAUCAAAACUAGACAAACAUGUCAUGAGCAACCGCUUUCAAAGCGCGCUAGGAUACGUGGCUCCAGAGAUGGCUUGCCAGAGCUUAAGGGUGAACGAGAAAUGCGAUGUUUACGGGUUUGGGGUCUUGAUUUUGGAGAUAGUGACAGGGAAGCGACCUAUCGAAUACGGGGAAGAUAAUGUGUUGAUACUUAAUGAACAAGUGAAGGUUAUGUUGGAAGAAGGGAAUGUGUUGGAGUGUGUUGAUGAGAGUAUGGGAGAGUAUCCGGAAGAAGAAGUGUUGCCAGUUCUUAAAUUGGCAUUGGUGUGUACUUCUCAGAUUCCUUCAAGCAGGCCAUCAAUGGCAGAAGUUGUUCAGAUAUUACAAGUUAUCAAGACACCAGUUCCUUGUAGGAUGGAAUCGUAUUAGGACUAUAACUUGGUGUGUUUAUUUGUUGUGUGAUUUUAUUUAUGUUACUCUUGUAUUGGAUGAUUUCAAGCAAUUUGCAUAAAACAAAACGAAAA